CCAAAAGGCACAAAUUUUUUUCCCCUAUAUUAGAUUGUUAUUUGUUAAUGAUCAAUUUGUAUUUUUUCUCUCCUCCUUAAUCAUCAAAUUAACUUGCCUCUAUGAAGAUGGUUAUGAUGGAAGACAAUUCAAGUUCAAAAUAUGUGGUGGUUUUUGAUGGAUUAAGCAUUGAAACAAUCAUCACUCACAAAGCCAACAUAGUUGAGGAGUGGAUUCAACAAAUUUCAUCAAAAGAAGACAUGAUUAUUGGAUUGGAUACCGAGUGGACCAAAGACAAAAACAAGAAGACAAAGGUGGCAAUUUUGCAAUUAUGUGUUGAGGAUAAGUGUUUAAUCUUUCAAUUUUUCUUCAACAAUAUUGUUCCUCAAUGUCUUAGGAGCUUUCUUAUGGAUCCUAACUUCAAAUUUGUUGGGGUUGGAAUUGAGAAUGAUAUCAAGAGACUCAAGAGUGAUUAUGGGUUGGAGUGCAAAAAUGGCAUAGAUUUGGCUACUUUUGCAGGAGAAAAAUGUGAUCAAAAUUAUUCAUCUAGAGGGUUGAAAUUUUUGGCCAAAGAACUUGUGGGGCUUGAUAUGAAGAAGUCAAAGGAUAUUUGCACUAGUGAAUGGAAGUCAAAGGAGUUGACCAAAGAUCAAAUUGAAUAUGCAUGCAUUGAUGCCUAUGCUUCUUACAAAAUUGGCCACUAUCUCCUUCUUCAAAAGGAAGAGGUUUACCCUAAACCUAUCUAAAUGAUGUUUCUUAUGUAUGUAAUUUGUUUUUUUUUUUUUAAGGAUUAUAGGUUUAUUAUUUUUUUUCCCCAAAAUUAGGAGUGGGAUUCGAACCCGAAACCUCUAGGUGAAUAUGUGAAGAUUUUGUCAUUUGAAUUAUAAUUCGUUGGCAAGGAUGAUAGGUUUAUUAAGAAUAUGUUUUCUUUGCUAUUCUUUUUAACUCAUUGAUCUUAUAUUUGUUUUUGUUUA
Messenger RNA from Arachis ipaensis, 953 nucleotides. RefSeq names its product 3'-5' exonuclease-like. Lineage: Eukaryota; Viridiplantae; Streptophyta; Magnoliopsida; Fabales; Fabaceae. Gene Ontology annotation, cellular component: nucleus; cytoplasm. Gene Ontology annotation, biological process: nucleobase-containing compound metabolic process. The record is from RefSeq and is a predicted model, not a curated record. Gene Ontology annotation, molecular function: 3'-5' exonuclease activity; nucleic acid binding.